Knipowitschia caucasica is the source of this 1203-nucleotide messenger RNA. Lineage: Eukaryota; Metazoa; Chordata; Actinopteri; Gobiiformes; Gobiidae. The record is from the annotation of a GenBank genome assembly.
AUGGCAGACCGGAGGAGCUGGUUCUUCUUCUUCACAGUCUGUGCUGUGUGUGCAUCGGGAGGAAACGCCGAGUUUAAGUUCACCGUCCCAGUGGGAAAGUUAUUCUCGUAUGAGCUCAUGCGAGAGACCUUUCAGAGCGACUUUGAGCCUUUAUCCAAACUUUACGCUACCAACUUGUACGAUGACCCCAUAAUAUUUAAGUGUAAGCUGCAGAAUUUCCCAGACCUCCCCGAGUGGCUACGGUUCACCCAGAGACAUCCCUUUGAUAACGGAUUUCUGUACGGCACACCAAUGGUCCCUGGUCAAAGUAUAAUAGAAGUUUGGGCGGUAAACAAACAGAGCUACCAGACCACACGGCAGCUGUUUGUGAUCAAAGCUGUUGACGAGAAGAUCCUGCCUUAUCAAGCAGAGUUCUUCAUUAAGCUGCGGGAGAUUGAGAAGGUGCUGCCCCCUGCUGUUCAGAGUGAGAUCAAGGCGGACCUGCAGAGGCUGUGGGGAACUGAGGCUUUGGAGAUAGUGAACAUGACCAAUGCACUGGACCGAGGGGGCAGAGUGCCGCUACCCUUGGCCGGACACUUUGAAGGAGUGUAUGUGAAAGUGGGCUCGGAGAGGAACUUCUCGCCGUGCCUCCUGAGCGUGCUGAGUCCAGAACACUCGCGACAGUGCAGCGGCGCCGACAGAGGAGCCAGAGUCAAAGCCCCGGGAGGAUGCAACUUCUGCAACAUCCCCAGCAACUGCAUCAGCUGGUGCAAGACGGAACUGUUUGAUCUGUCCAACCCGAAGCCGGCUCCUCCCGCUCCCACCCUGGGCUCGGGGAUCCUGGAGGACGGAGGAGACUUCGACCCCCCAGAGUCCCCCCCGAGCAGAGACUACUUCCCGGACUACGUGGUGACUGUGAUCGUGCCUCUCAUCAUCGCCAUCGUGCUCAGUGUGCUGCUGGCUUAUGUCAUGUUCUGUCGACGCGAGGGAGUACCCAAAAGGAAUGCAAAGACAAACCAGUUCCAGCUCUUCCAUCACCACACCAUCCACGACGACACGGAGGGGCUGAGGCACAUGGCUUCAGAUCGCACUGGUCCUCCGCCUCUGUCCGCUCUGCCCAUGUUCAACUACCGCACAGGGGAACGGAGAGCGCCUCUUCAGUCCGACAACAUCCCCCUGAUCCUGGCUCAGCAUGAACCCCACAGUGACUCAAUGCCAAGAUAA